AUGAACGCAGAGCAGAGCGUCCCGGCAGAAUGGAAGCCCACCCACACCCCGCUGGGACCCGGCUUCCACCCCGCCUUUGAAUCUGCCCCACGCGGGGUUAUCAGUCCUGUCCGUGCCAAAGGCCCUGGCCACCGCCCGGCUGCCCUCUCGACCUUCAGCGCCUCUCCACCCUCACUCGGGCUCCUGGCCACUUCCUACACUCCUGCCUCGGCGACACCUGCAGUCCCGCUGCGGCCCCUCUUUCUCCCGCAGGGAAGUCUCAGCCCCACCCUGGGAGAGUCCCAGCAGGUGGCUCUAAGAUCCAAGAUCGGGAAGUCGCAGCAACCCAGGGCAGAAACCGGGGCCCGCCCUGCGGCCCUCGUCAGUCCCGCGCGUCCGGGCACACGCUGGGACCCGCGCCGCGGAGGCGCCACCAGGGCCGCACCGGGCGGGGCGCGGGGGGAGGGAGGGGCCCCGCCGCCUUAUUUCCGCCAGCGCAGCCCGCCAGGCUGCGAGUCGGGUCGCUGCGCGUCGCUGGAGCCCCGGCAGCCCGCGUCCAUGCAGCCCCGCGGGCAACUUCGGUCCGCACCCCGGCCCGGGCCCGCGCGCCCCUUCGCCCCGCCGCGGGCGCUGCUCCCGCUGCUGCUGCUGCUGCUCGCGCUGCGGGGCGCGGCGGCGACGCUCAAGGACCCCGGGACUGUCGACGCCCCCGAGCCGCCCUCGCCCGGGAUGCUGCAGCAGGCGGCGCGCGCAGCGCUGCACUUCUUCAACUUCCGCGCCGGCUCGCCCAGCGCGCUUCGAGUGCUGGACAAGGUGCAGGAAGUGGGCUGGCAGGUUGAUCCAACGAGGGGCUAUCAAGUCAACCUGGUGUUCAGCACACAGGCCUACCACCUGCAGGACCGUGAGCGCCGCUUGGGGAGAUGCUCUGCUCAGGUGCUUUUCAAGAAUCAGAAACCUGGACCGGCCGUUACCGUGAGGUGCGCCCCGCUCCCCGAGAAGCACAUGCUCCGAGAGGACCGCCUGCUGUUCAAGCAGCUGAAGCAGCUGAAGGGCGCCCUGAACGUGAGCAGCAUACCUGAUGAUUACGGAAAUAUUGAUCCCUCCCUGAGACCCAUGUGGGACUUGGCUGUUCUUGGCAGCUCUUACGUGAUGUGGGAAAGGACAACCCAGUUUUUAUACUACUACCCGUUACGGAUCAGCAGCGUCAAGCAGUGGAAAACCAGUGAUCAUGCAAUUGAUUUUGAUUACAUCAUCCUGCUGCAUGAAUUCCCAACACAGGAAAUCAUUCCCUGCCAUAUUCACUUGAUCUGGUACCCUGGCAAGUGGCUGAAAGUGAGCUACCAUUGUGAGGACAUGCAAACCCCAGAAGCUUCUUCUGGAACCGAGGAAGGAUCAGCUGUGGCACCGACAGAUUUUAGUAAUUUCUAAGAAACAAUGACCUGCUUCUACCAAAUUCUAGACAAAAUGGCUCUCCUAGCCUAAACAAUCACUUUAGUUCUGGAGCCUGUGACAACCAGCAAUACUCCAAAGCUGAAAGGUUAUCAGCUGCUGCUCAGCUGGCCUGUGUAGUCCAACUCUGGGCGGCACGGGCACACUGAGCUCUGCUCAGUGCCGGGCACUUGCCAGCAGGCUCCUCGGAGUUUCAGCCCUGAAAUGUGGAGUCCAGGCCAUCAGUACCUACUGCAGAGGCUGAUCAUUAUUUUUUAAGAACAACAACAAAAAAAUGGUUUCAUCUCUGAAUUUGUAUUUCUCACUCUUCUUAAUAUACUGUAACUAUUUUAUGUUGCUAAAUUGCUCCUGCCCUGUAUGUCAACCAACAUUUUCAAUCAAAGCAAAUAGUAGGGAAAAUAAUAACUUUUUAAGGAAAUUUUACUGUUUUUGUUAUUUCAAGCAAGUAUUCUUUGUAAACUUGGCAUCUAUUUUUAAAUAAAUGUUCAUGCUUCUAAAUAAUAAAAGGUGUUGAAUGUGUUUGCAGAGA
Molecule: messenger RNA, 1957 nt
Organism: Sciurus carolinensis (gray squirrel)
Lineage: Eukaryota; Metazoa; Chordata; Mammalia; Rodentia; Sciuridae
Gene: Rarres1
Product: retinoic acid receptor responder 1
Exons: 7
Coding region: 1-1407 (468 amino acids)
Molecular function (GO): metalloendopeptidase inhibitor activity
Source: RefSeq, a predicted model, not a curated record